CAAGAACAAGGGAGGGCCUACCGGAGUCAGCUCAAUGUUGCAUCAGAUCGGUAUAAAUCAGUAUUUUUUAUUAGUUUGUUAAAAUUUAGAUAAAUCACUUUUUAUUUAGAAAUGAUAACAAUCAUUUUAGACGCAAUCAUUUUUCUUUUAUAAAUUAUUUUAUUAAAACUAAUAUUUUUAACGCUGUGUAAGGUCUUUGUUGUCCCACACUUAAAGAUAACUCGUUAUUUUCGUCUCAAUUUAUCUUGAGUUUUACUGGAUUUCACGAGGAUGCGUUUAAAGUAAUCGAAUAAUUGGUUGUCAGUAGGUAAAGGCAUAUGGUUCAAGGUCUGCUUUAACAUCUAAAAAGACUUCCUGGAAGUUUGCAUGAAAACAAAAAUGACAAAACAUGCCGUUUUGUCUUCCGGAGCAAAAAUGUGGAGAUCUUUGGCUUGUGCAAAAUCAGAGCUACGCCUGGAUCUUACACUUGCCUGUGGGCAGACUUUCCGCUGGAAAGAAUCUGCAGAAGGACACUGGACAGGAGUGAUGGGAGGUCGAGUAUGGACUCUGACCCAAACAGAGGACACUCUUUGGUACUAUGUCUACGCAAACCCAGAUACACAGAAUGGACGUGGUGUCUCUCUCCUGGACAAAAAGCGAUCUGAGAAGAGAUCUGUAGAUUCACGGAUGAAGAAUGAAGAGGAGCCACAUGUAGUUACUGACCAGCAGGAGGGUGAGGUGGAAGCAGAGAUGAUGCUGAAAGACUUCCUUCAGCUUCACGUGAAGCUGGGAGAUCUGUACAGGAAGUGGGGAGCAGCAGAUCCCCACUUCAAGGAGAUUGCAGACAUCUUCAAAGGUGUGAGAAUAUUGCGCCAGGACCCUACAGAAUGCCUUUUUUCCUUUAUUUGCACUUCCAACAACCACAUCUCUCGUAUCCAGGGCAUGGUGGAGAGAUUGUGUCAGGCUCUGGGUGCACCGCUGUGCCAGCUGGACCAAACCGCUUACUAUGACUUCCCUACCCUGUCUGCACUUGCAGACAGCAGUGUAGAGGCAUGCCUCAGGGAUCUCGGCUUUGGCUACAGGGCUCGGUUCCUUCAGCAAAGUGCAAAGCAGAUUUUGGACACUCAUGGGCUCCAGUGGCUUGAAAGCUUACGAAGACUCCCAUAUGUUGAAGCCCGUGAUGCUCUUCGAACUCUUCCUGGUGUUGGCACCAAGGUGGCAGAUUGUGUGUGUUUGAUGUCCCUGAAUAAGUCGGAAGCUGUACCCGUGGACACACACGUGUGGCAGAUUGCUAAGCGGGACUAUAAGUACACUACUGAUAGUGGACAGAAGAGCCUCACCGAAAAGAUUCACAGAGAUAUCGGAGAUUUUUUUCGUAAGCUAUGGGGACCGUACGCUGGCUGGGCUCACUCCGUUUUAUUCUGUGCUGACCUCAAGAAGUUCCAAAACCUGAAAGAACCGGCACGUGUGAAACAGCCAAAGGCAGAGAAAGAAAGUGGUAAAAAGAGCAAGACAACUAAAACAAAGAGAGAGUUUGAUGGAAAAGGAGAGGACACGAAAAUUAAGUCAGAGAGUCAGAAAAGGGCCAAGGCGUGUGUCAAGAAAGAGACAAAUAAGCUUCAGAUCACACAAGAUCACACACUUCUCUGAUUCAACUUUUAACUGAAAAUCCAAUGAAAUGAAUGAAUGUUUAUUGUAGAAAACUGGACACAAAACAGUUUGUUGUUGCAAGGAUGUUUCUACAGAAUUAAAUGUGUCUGUUUUGUCGAAAUUAAGAGUUCACAACUGUAUUCACAAUUUUUAAUUUAUGCCUUUAGUACUUCGUCUUUACUGUAUGGUUAAUAAAACUGUCAAAAUCAA
Messenger RNA from Nothobranchius furzeri (turquoise killifish), 1839 nucleotides. It is a transcript of the gene ogg1, whose product is annotated as 8-oxoguanine DNA glycosylase. The record is from RefSeq and is a predicted model, not a curated record. Gene Ontology annotation, molecular function: 8-oxo-7,8-dihydroguanine DNA N-glycosylase activity; damaged DNA binding. Gene Ontology annotation, biological process: base-excision repair, AP site formation; base-excision repair; nucleotide-excision repair. NCBI's taxonomy places the organism in Eukaryota, Metazoa, Chordata, Actinopteri, Cyprinodontiformes, Nothobranchiidae. Gene Ontology annotation, cellular component: nucleus.